GACGAGUACUUGCAGCAACUUAAGAGAAAAUAGCAAGGAAGUCUGCAGGCUGAAAGCCUUCAAAUUAGCCUGGACUCAGCUGAAUUUGGCUCGAAACGAAGUUAUCUCAGGGUGGGGAUUUAGUCCUCCGGUGGACGCAACACGCGCCAGCAGCUAAUAGAAUGUCGUUAGGGGACGGGCUCUGAGUCCGUUACGCCCAGGCACUUCCGGCUCACGCGCCGUACGGAAGCGUGGUCAGCGCUGGGCUUCUGCUCCGUACGGAAGUGUGCUUUGAUGCACCGGAAGCCGAAUCAAGAGAGCUAUGGCGGGUUUGACUGUGAGAGACCCAGCGGUGGAUCGUUCUCUACGUUCUGUGUUCGUGGGGAACAUUCCUUAUGAAGCUACUGAAGAGCAGUUGAAGGACAUCUUUUCUGAGGUUGGCCCUGUUGUUAGUUUCAGAUUGGUAUAUGAUAGAGAGACAGGAAAGCCAAAGGGUUAUGGCUUCUGUGAAUACCAGGACCAAGAGACAGCACUUAGUGCCAUGCGGAACCUGAAUGGGCGAGAAUUCAGUGGGAGAGCACUUCGAGUAGAUAAUGCUGCCAGUGAAAAGAACAAAGAAGAGCUGAAGAGCCUUGGCACUGGUGCCCCUGUCAUUGAGUCACCUUAUGGAGAGACCAUCAGUCCUGAGGAUGCCCCUGAGUCCAUUAGCAAAGCAGUUGCCAGCCUUCCACCAGAGCAGAUGUUUGAGCUGAUGAAACAAAUGAAGCUCUGUGUCCAGAAUAGUCCCCAGGAGGCACGGAACAUGUUGCUUCAGAACCCUCAACUGGCUUAUGCUUUGCUGCAAGCACAGGUAGUGAUGAGAAUUGUGGAUCCGGAAAUUGCCCUGAAAAUUCUGCAUCGCCAGACAAAUAUCCCAACGCUGAUUGCAGGCAACCCUCAGCCAGUCCAUGGUGCUGGGCCUGGCUCAGGAUCCAAUGUGUCAAUGAACCAGCAGAAUCCUCAGGCCCCUCAGGCCCAGUCUUUGGGUGGAAUGCAUGUCAAUGGCGCACCUCCUCUGAUGCAAGCUUCUAUACAGGGUGGAGUUCCAGCACCAGGGCAAUUACCAGCAUCUGUCACAGGACCUGGCCCUGGUUCCUUAGCUCCUGGAGGAGGAAUGCAGACUCAGGUUGGAAUGCCAGGAACUGGACCAGUGUCCAUGGAACGGGGACAAGGAACCCUACAGCACUCGCCCGUGGGACCCGCCGGGCCUGCAUCAAUUGAGCGAGUUCAAGUGCCGAUGCAAGACCCCAGAGCAGCUAUGCAGCGGGGAUCCUUGCCUGCCAACGUCCCAACCCCUCGAGGCUUGUUAGGAGAUGCUCCGAAUGAUCCACGAGGAGGCACUUUACUUUCUGUAACUGGAGAGGUAGAGCCUAGAGGUUACUUGGGACCACCUCAUCAGGGUCCACCCAUGCACCAUGUUCCUGGCCAUGAGAGCCGAGGACCACCCCCACAUGAGCUGAGGGCAGGGCCAUUACCUGAGCCCAGACCUCUAAUGGCAGAACCAAGAGGACCCAUGUUAGAUCAGAGGGGUCCACCCUUGGAUGGCAGAGGUGGAAGGGAUCCCCGAGGAAUAGAUGCACGAGGGAUGGAAGCCCGAGCCAUGGAGGCAAGAGGGUUAGAUGCCAGAGGAUUGGAGGCCCGUGCAAUGGAGGCCCGUGCAAUGGAAGCUCGUGCGAUGGAGGCCCGAGCGAUGGAGGCCCGUGCAAUGGAAGUCCGAGGGAUGGAGGCCAGAGGCAUGGAUACCAGAGGCCCAGUGCCUGGCCCUAGAGGACCUAUACCUAGUGGAAUGCAGGGUCCCAGUCCAAUUAACAUGGGGGCAGUUGUCCCCCAGGGAUCCAGACAGGUCCCAGUCAUGCAGGGAACAGGCAUGCAAGGAGCGAGUAUACAGGGUGGAAGCCAGCCUGGUGGCUUUAGUCCUGGGCAGAACCAAGUCACUCCACAGGAUCAUGAGAAGGCUGCUUUGAUUAUGCAGGUUCUACAACUGACUGCAGACCAGAUUGCCAUGUUGCCUCCUGAGCAAAGGCAGAGUAUCCUGAUUUUAAAGGAACAAAUACAGAAAUCCACUGGAGCACCUUGAUAGGUUUUCAAAAAUACCUGGCAAGAAAUCUGGAAAUUAAUUCUAUAAUUUUGUUGAAAUAUUGAAAAAGAUGACCUGCAUCCUAACCCUUGAAUGACUCAAAUCAGUGCCAGGUGGAGGACUCCCAUCACCUUCUCUCAGAACAAAAGCAAUUCAUUUUAUUGUCUUAGUUUGUAUAUUUUCUGUGACUUGAAAUAAACUUUAAACACAAUUUUAGUACACUGCAAAUUGAUAUACAUGACCUUUUUGCUUUUAAAAAGCUGAACACUAAGGGUGAAACCUUAGAUGUGUUUUCUCCCCUUACUGCAGUAUUGUACUUUAACAUAUUGCCAUAGUUUUGUUUUUACUUUAAGUUAACCAUUUAUUUUUCUUGAUGAUUUUUGAGAAUUUCUCAGAAGCACUGUUUUCUGGAACUUGGUUUUUGUUUAGUUUGCUUCCAGUAAGAAUUAUUAUAAGGCUUUGCCCUCUGAAAACUUUCUAGGUCUUCUGAGUCUUUGGGAGAAAAUAGCACGUGCUUAGAGCUAUAAAAUGGUCAGAAGGCUAACAGAACACAGAACUUAGUACAGCCAUGUCUUUAGUUUAGAAAAAUCCAAAUAUCAAAAUGCAUUUGUUUCAAUAGCAGGUGUGAACAUGUAUAAUUCACAGUUAAGACAAAAAUUGUUUUAGCACUGGUUUGAGUGUGUCAGCAACACAAGAGACUGUUGACAUUUACUUGUGUGUUCUUAAACUUAUCAGUCUAGGCAGUCAACUUUGAAAGUUUAAAAAGCCACUGAGUUUUCACAUGUUCAAGAUGAAAUAAAAACAAAUCAAAUGAA
Messenger RNA from Sapajus apella (tufted capuchin), 2910 nucleotides. It is a transcript of the gene CSTF2, whose product is annotated as cleavage stimulation factor subunit 2. The record is from RefSeq and is a predicted model, not a curated record. Gene Ontology annotation, cellular component: mRNA cleavage and polyadenylation specificity factor complex. Bases 302 to 2095 code for a protein of 597 amino acids. Gene Ontology annotation, biological process: mRNA 3'-end processing. Gene Ontology annotation, molecular function: mRNA binding. NCBI's taxonomy places the organism in Eukaryota, Metazoa, Chordata, Mammalia, Primates, Cebidae. The transcript is spliced from 15 exons.